Syngnathus acus (greater pipefish) is the source of this 1313-nucleotide messenger RNA. Its product is annotated as proteasome subunit alpha type-2. Lineage: Eukaryota; Metazoa; Chordata; Actinopteri; Syngnathiformes; Syngnathidae. Gene Ontology annotation, biological process: ubiquitin-dependent protein catabolic process. The record is from RefSeq and is a predicted model, not a curated record. Gene Ontology annotation, cellular component: proteasome core complex, alpha-subunit complex; proteasome core complex. Bases 62 to 766 code for a protein of 234 amino acids. The transcript has 8 exons.
AGGUGGCAGUGUUUCUUAUUUAAUAUUGCGAGCCAAUUCACCAGAGAAGAAGAAAACCAAAAUGGCGGAACGCGGCUACAGUUUCUCUCUGACCACAUUUAGCCCUUCUGGCAAACUGGUGCAGAUUGAAUAUGCACUGGCCGCGGUAGCUGCUGGAGCCCCCUCAGUCGGCAUUAAAGCUUCCAAUGGGGUUGUCCUGGCGACAGAAAAGAAACAGAAGUCUAUUCUGUAUGAUGAGCAGAGUGUUCACAAAGUAGAGCCCAUCACUAAGCACAUAGGCAUGGUGUACAGCGGGAUGGGGCCUGAUUACAGGGUUUUGGUCCGACGAGCCAGGAAGCUGGCACAACAGUACUUCCUUGUUUACCAAGAACCUAUCCCCACAGGCCAGCUUGUCCAGCGAGUGGCAUCUGUGAUGCAAGAGUACACACAGUCAGGUGGAGUGCGUCCAUUCGGUGUGUCGUUGUUGAUAGCCGGAUGGGAUGAAGACCAGCCCUACUUGUUCCAGUCAGAUCCCUCAGGAGCAUAUUUUGCAUGGAAAGCCACAGCCAUGGGAAAAAACUACGUGAAUGGAAAAACAUUCCUUGAGAAAAGGUAUAACAAUGACCUGGAAUUGGAAGAUGCCAUCCACACAGCCAUCCUGACAUUAAAGGAGAGUUUUGAAGGUCAGAUGACUGAGGAGAACAUUGAGGUUGGCAUCUGCAAUGAGGCCGGCUUCAAGAGACUCACCCCAGCAGAAGUGAAAGACUACCUGGCAGCCAUUGCAUAAGGACCCACCGCAUGCAUGGUGAUAGGGCUCAGUGUAGACAGGAUCGUGAAGUAGCCAGCAACUGCAUGAAAUUCAUUUCUCCUUUGUCAUUUCCAAGAUGAUUAAUGGCAUGAUGAUUUGGGGUAUGCUUUUUUUCCAAGUACCGUCUCAUCAACGCCAUACCAAAUUGAUAACCCAAUCUUAACCAAAUUAAAAUGAUGUUUUAUUACCCAAAUUGGUGUAGUGGUUUGUCACACACUAUACAUUUAAGAAUGUGGUUGAUGGCUACUGCACACGUCUACGUAUGUGUGCUUUUGAGUUCAACCUCAAGUCUUCCACUGACAUCCCUUGACUUACAUUUGAUGAAAGUGCAAAAUCAUUUGUCAGCGCUUGAUUUCAUUUUGCCAGUGGGAUACUUGAGAUGACCUCUCAUAAUAAAGUUGCUCGUACAGCGGUUUGACGUCAUUUCCCUCCUUUUCUGACAAGGAAGGAUACCGUUUUUUCUCUCUCUUAUGUUGGUGGAUCAGUUAUUCUUUGAGAUAAUAAAAAAAAUCCGGUUCGUAUUGUG